Messenger RNA from Wasmannia auropunctata (little fire ant), 1834 nucleotides. RefSeq names its product DNA endonuclease RBBP8-like. The coding region runs from base 248 to 1834 and encodes 528 amino acids. Gene Ontology annotation, cellular component: site of double-strand break. The transcript has 7 exons. The record is from RefSeq and is a predicted model, not a curated record. Gene Ontology annotation, biological process: DNA double-strand break processing involved in repair via single-strand annealing; double-strand break repair via homologous recombination. Gene Ontology annotation, molecular function: double-strand/single-strand DNA junction binding; single-stranded DNA binding; flap-structured DNA binding. NCBI's taxonomy places the organism in Eukaryota, Metazoa, Arthropoda, Insecta, Hymenoptera, Formicidae.
CGUAUGCUAUUGCCGAAUCGGCACUGCCGGAUGUUAAACUGUUAUGGCGGAGUGUGUCGAAACGUUGACAGACGAUCAUAUGCACAUGUAGAUAAAUGUUUAAGUUUAUAUAGCCGACUAGUGAAGAUAAAUUGUGAAGAUAGAUCGUAUAUUUACGCACUUACGAUUAUUUAAGCAGAACAUUUAACAGAAGAAGCAGAAAAGCUGUGUUGCUCCGAAACGAUCCGCCAAGUGUACUCCAAAAAUCAUGUCAAUAAUUUUACAGUUUAACUGUUUGACGCACAAUGAAACUGCGAGAAAAGCAAUGGAGAGCUACGCUGGAAUUUUGCAAAAAGCAUUUGAACAUUAUCAAAAUUUAUGGGAAGAUUAUACAAAAUUGCAGGAAAAAUGUGGACAAUAUAAUAAAAAAACAAAAACUGAAGCAACAUCUGAACAAUUGAAUAACGUGCAAGAAAGUAGUAAUAUCUCAUUAUUGGAGUUAGAUACAUUAAAUACAAGUUCUAUUCAUUUUAAUUUCGAUACGGCGACGGGAACUAGUCCGUUAGAUGCAAAUGAAUUUUCGCACCAAGAUAAUCGGCCAGAAAGUCCAGUAUUCUCUAAAACAUUUCUAAGGACUGGUGGCAAUCCUGCAAAGAAAUUCGUGCAGCGUUCAUCUGAAACAAUAUACAAUAACUCAACCUCAGAAUCCUCAGAUAUAAAGAUGCAUAAUAGCAUCGGAAAAGUUUCUUCAAAGAAUAACCACAAAUUAGAAAUUAGUACAACACACCAUGUAGAAACCACAAUUUUGCCAGAUGGAAAAAGAUUGAAGCAAUCUCGACUUGCAUUUUUUCCAAGAGUCAAGACGAAUGCUGUUGCAAAUACAACUAUUACUGAAGAAAGUUGUCUUUCUACAAACAACAUUAAUGAAAUUUCUGAAGAUGUGAUAGAAAUCAGUCCUACACAGAGAAAUGUUACGUCUAAAGUCAAACGAUGUUUAAAAUUCAAGAGGAAAAUUCCUAAAAAAUAUACGAUACAAAUUUCUCCAAGUAAAAAUAAAUGUUCUGAUAAUAUUCCUGAUCCUAGUGCUGUUCCAGGAGUAGUAGAUAUAGAUUUUGGAUUAUGUCCUUCGCCUCAACAUACUUCUGUACAAAUGAAAGAUGCAGAUAAAUUCUUGACGAAUACUGCAGUUAGUACAUUAAAAAAUAAAGUUAACAUAGAUUAUCUUUCACCAGUAAAAAUGCAUAACGAGACCAAUAUUCAAAUUAACACAUCUAUUGAAACUCGAAAAAAAGAUCAGUUAUUAAUAAAAAAUGAAGUACAAAAUCUGGAAAAUACAAAUAACUUUUCCUGCGAAGAUGAAACCUUUUAUUUACCUUCAGCUGAAAAUGAAAAUGACAUAGACAAUUUAUAUUUGGAUGAUACGGAAAACAAGCCACCUGAAAAAAAGAUAUUAUUGGAUAAGUUUAAUGUAUUAGGAAAAAGAAAGGCAGAUGUUUUAGAGCAGUUUAACAUGCAAUGUAAAACUGAUAGAGCAAAGUUAAAUGGCUUGGAUUGUUGGGAAUGCAGAAAAUAUUAUCAGAAUUUGUCACUGUCAAAGGAAGAAUUACAAAAACGGAUGAAUCAAUGUUCACGGCAUCGAUACAAGUAUGAGAGGCCAAAUACUCCAGAAGGGUCAUGGGCGUCAUGGGUAGUGCUUAGUGGCUCGAGCGCAGCCACGGAGAGCAGUGGACGGAACGCGAGGAACGACCGAGGGGAAGAGGAAGCGAGAGGACGGUCUAGAGGAAGAAGGAGGAGACGAGAGGGCUCGCGAGGAGGAGAAGAAGACCUUAGAAGCGGGUUAUUACCGCCUUGUUAG